Molecule: messenger RNA, 2085 nt
Organism: Ogataea haglerorum
Lineage: Eukaryota; Fungi; Ascomycota; Pichiomycetes; Pichiales; Pichiaceae
Exons: 1
Coding region: 1-2085 (694 amino acids)
Biological process (GO): regulation of ARF protein signal transduction
Molecular function (GO): guanyl-nucleotide exchange factor activity
Source: RefSeq, a predicted model, not a curated record
AUGAGUUUAGACUGCGAGAUUGCGAGACAGCAGCUUAACCGUGACCCGCCGAAAAGCGUAACGGGGGUUGCCGAAAAGUCCCAGGGAAGUCGUCUUAGCACUGUUCAGCCCGACACCAAAGAGAGCGACCCUUUAUUAAUGUCCAAAUUACGCGACCCGUCUUGUUCCCUUAACAUCAUUCUCACGAAAAAUAAAUUGUUACGCACUGUAUCUGAAGAGCGGCUUGCGGAACUGUAUGAUGUCGCUAAAGAGCUUUUUGAGCUCAACUACCACAAGGUUCAAAACGAACACUACCUUGCAUUUCUGGGGGGAGCUUUCAGGGACCAGGACGAGUCAGAGACGGAUAUCGACAUAGUUCGAUGUUUCUACAUGAGCAUGUUCACAUGGAAUACAGACCUGUUGGGCUCUUUACGAGUCUUAUGCCGCAAACUAUUUUUCAAGGGUGAGUCACAAUUCAUUGACAAGAUUCUUGACUCUUUUGCUGAUAGUUGGUUUUACAGUGCGAGCAGCAGUAAACCAAAAAAGAUAUACGGAAACUCAAAUGGAGUGUACUUGACUACCUAUUCCUUGAUCCUGCUGAACACCGAUCUUCACACCGAGGAAAUUGCAAAACUGAAAAAGAUCAGCCGCUCCAAAUUUGUCAAAAAUACCUUUGAAGCAUUACAACAAAAUCAAGUUCCAAUUGAAGAACCUGAUGGGUUGCGCUAUGAGCUCAAGAAUUUCUACGACAGAAUCUCAGAGCGAAAGCUAAGCCUAUUCCAACUUUCAAAUUUACACUCCAGAACCGACUCCAUUGCCUCCUAUGAUACAGAAUUCACAACAUCUCAAAACAGAUCAUCACAGAGUGACCAGACUUCUGUCUAUAAUUCCGAUACAGACAAAAACAGUCCAGCAAGUCCGGAAGAUGCUACAAAGUCGUUCGGUUUUGCAAAAGUGAUAAUGAUGGAAGACAAUCUGAAAACUAAGACAAAUAACAACAGCAAGCUUUCAUUUAGCUCCAAUUCGCCGCAUUCUGAUGAGCCUCUUAACGAAGACCAAAGAUUGGAGUCUGGUCCGACAGGCAGUCCUAUUAUUGAAAAAGAAGGCGACCUACAAUUAGAGCUCGUAGGACCACCUUGGACUAAGGAAGGCAUCCAAAGUGUUGUUCUGCCAGAGAAAACUCUUAGCAGCUAUACUGGAAAGCUCUCUUUGCCGGCAUUCAAGCCUGAUUGGCAAAGCCUUUUUGUUGUCGUUUUCGAAGGUGAGCUGAGGUUCUUCAAAUUUGAUCAGUCUGGUUCCAACGCUGGAAACUUUGGUGACGGUCAAUGGUGGAAGUUUGCAACUUGUGUGGAUACAAUCAAUCUCUGCUCUUGCUUUGCCCAAGUUCUUGAUAGAAAGUCCCGUUUUUACCCUUCGAUGAUCAAACGGCACGGAAUUGCUCGCAAAAGAACCGGACUUGAAACUUACUGGGUUUUGAAUAUUCCUCUCCCAGAUAUAGUAACAAGUGCUGAUCACUGCCAUGGUUACUACAGUACUUACUUCUGCGCCGGAACCCCAGAGACUGCUCAGGAAUUUGUUGAUACAUGCAAUUUCUGGGCAGGCAGGUCGUCUGCUAUCCCUCCACUAGAGACUCUGUCGUCCUUAGACUUUGGUUGGUCAGAGAAGACAGUAACAGCUUUGAGUGCAUGCAAUGUGCGUGAAAGUGAGAAGUACCUCUCUAAGUUCAAGGUUGCAAGCUGGAUACCCAUCACUAAUGGUCUUGUGCCAACCAACCUUAAUAUGUCUGAACAACUUGCCAAAAUUAAGGGACACCACAAGGAGCUCCGCUUGGCUUUAGAACAACACAGAGAAAUGGAAAAACUGAUUCCGCAGCUAGAUUUGAUGACUUCAAGAAACGUCGGGGCCAGUAUAUUGUCUAAAGUUUUCCAUGGGUCAGAUAAGACAGAUAAGCAGUUGGUGGUGAGAAAUGUAAAUGUAAUGAGAGUCAAUUACACGAACAAGCUCAAUCACCUUGAUAACGAGCUUGCCAGACUCAAAUGUUAUGCUGAUAUUCUUGAGAAAGCAAUCACAUUACGAGGCAAGAAGUUUAACGACCAAAAUGUAUAA